AAUUCCAAUUUCCAAACAAGUAUCCAUCUAAGAAAACAAAAUUCGAUUUCAGUUCCUUCGUCGAAGUCGAUUUGUAUGUGUGCUUUGGCUCUGUUUCUUGCGCGCUCUGUGAUCCCAACGGCAACAUGGACGAUGAAUUGCUAGAGCUUCAGAGACAGUUCGAAUUUGCGCAACAAGCCAAAUCAAGCAUUCGACUAUCGGAAAGAAACGUUGUGGAAUUGGUCCAAAAGCUUCAAGAGCUUCGUAUCCUCGAUUUCGAGCUCCUCCACACCGUCACCGGCAAAGAAUAUAUCACUCCUGAGCACCUGCGGCGUGAAAUAUUGGCUGAGAUUGAGAAGUUAGGACGCAUUUCUUUGAUAGAUCUUGCGGAUACUAUUGGUGUGGAUCUAUACUAUAUCGAGAAGCAAGCUGAACAGAUUAUAUCAGAUGAUCCACGACUUACAUUGAUUCAAGGGGAAAUAAUAUCUCAAUCUUAUUGGGAUUCUGUGGCGGAAGAAAUAAAUGAGCGGCUUCAGGAGUCUAGUCAAAUUGCUUUGGCUGAAAUUGCUGCAGAGUUGCAAGUUGGUUCUGAAUUGCUUGCAUCGAUGUUGGAUCAACGGCUUGGGACGCUGGUAAAAGGUAGGCUCGAAGGUGGUCAGCUAUAUACCCCAGCAUAUGUUGCACGAGUUUCUGCCAUGGUUCGUGGUGCCACCAGAGCUAUUACUGUUCCGACAAAUUUAACUGUCAUAUGGAGCUCUUUACAGCAAAUCUUGCAAGGCAUUGACGGAGCUAGUGGCAUAGCUGUUGAUGGUUCAUUUUUCCAGUCCCUUUUUAAUGCAAUUGUCAAGGAAAAUGAGAUUCUUGGAUCACUUCGCGCUGGUGUUCAUUGGACACCAAAUAUAUUUUCCAUUGCUCAAAAAGAAUCCAUAGAUUCUUUCUUCUCACAGAAUUCUGUUAUAAGCUAUGAUUUUCUGCGAAAACUGGGGAUUCCCAACCCCAUUCAGUUCUUGCAGUCCAGAUAUCCUGAUGGAAUACCUUUAAGCACUACAUUCAUUCAUCCUUCAAUAAUUGAAAUGUUGGAUUCUACCGUUGAAGAUAUCCUUGAGCGUGGUAGCUGGACCAAUUCUCUUCUUGUACUUCCUUCGUCAUUUGAGCCCCAAGAUGCUUCUAAAAUUUUGUUAUCUUGCCCAUCUGUUCAGGUAGCUCUAAAGUCUAAUAAAGCUCUCAUAUUUGGAGAUUCAUUUAUAUUCAGCAAUAUUUUUAUCAAGGAUCUAUAUGGUCGCAUGGAGAAGGAGAUGGAGACCAUAAAUGUCCCAGGAUCUUCUACUGGCAUUUCUUCUGUAGAUUCACUGAGCAGUAGUAAAUUUGGAAAUGAUCCAAGCAUGUCUGCUGAGUCAAUUGAAACGGGAAAUGAUAUUGGUAAAACUGGAGAGAUCGUGGAGAAAAAGUCAAAGAAAAAGAAGGGUAAAUCAUUUGGAAAUACUCAAUCUAUAGCUGCCGAUGGUGCUCUAGAUGACCACGAAACUUCAAUGAAAUCCAAGAAAAACCAGAGGAAAGCUAAGGCUACAUCCAAUGUGCAAGUGGCAGAGACUAAAGCAGGGGGUAAAAAGGAAUCAGUUAAAGCAAAAGAGAACAAUAUUAAUUACCCUACCGAAGAAUGGGUUAUUGAGAAGAUCAAGACGCUGAUACCUGAUCUUGAGGAACAUGGCAUAGAUGAUCCUGCAAUAAUCCUCCAACCUUUGGUAAAUCAUCUUAGACCUAUGCUGAACAAUUCAUGGAAGGAGAGAAGGAAGGCACUAUUUACGGAAAAUGCAGAAAAAAUGAAACGCUUACUUGACAAUACCCAACAGAAACUUGACGAGCCUUUCUUAAAUUUGCAGCUGUACGAAAAAGCUUUAGAUUUAUUUGAAGAUGACCAGUCAAUUUCUGUCAUUUUGCACCGGCAUUUGUUAAGAACAACAGCUGCACCAAUCGUGGAUAUGCUUUUUCAUAACUUGGACUUGUACAAAAAGUUGAAGAAUGGAAUAGAAGUUGCAGAAUUGCAGAAUUCUGAAUCAGUCUCACUUAAUACAGGAGAAAGAACUACAAUUGCUAAGAGCUUUCCUGGAUCUCUAUCAAAUAAGGCUGUCACUGCAGCUGAAGCUUUGGAAGGGAAGCGGGUGGAGACCUUCAUAAGUGCACUGGGGGAUUUAGUAGAAGAGAGUGGAUUGAUCUUGAAAAAACUUGACAAGAAAUUGGAGAGGACUCUUCUGCAUUCAUAUCGUAAGGAGUUGACAUCUCAAGUUUCUGCUGAAAUGGAUCCAAUUGCUCUUCUACCCAAAGUUGUUUCUCUUCUUUACAUACAGAUUCAUCAUAAAGCUCUUCAAGCUCCUGGAAGGGCAAUCUCUGUUGCUAUUUCUCGCUUGAAGGAUAAACUGGAUGAUUCGGCAUUCAAGAUCUUAUCAGAUUACCAAACUGCAACAGUGACCCUGCUGUCUCUUAUUUCAGCUGCUGUCGGUGAUGAAGACGACUGUUCAUCUGACAGAAUAUUGACCAAAAGGGAGUUUUUGGAGAGUCAAAUCCCAGCACUUAAAGGGUUGGUUUCAUCUACCUAAUUACAUCAUACGAUCGAUGGUGUCUUGUGGUAUCCUAUAUUGCAAAUUUUCAGUAAGUUCUCUAACCUAAUACCCUUGGAAACAGAAUCACAUUGGGUAGCAACACAUCGUCUAAUGAUAUCAGAACUCCUUUGACAUAAUUUUAGGAUGACCGACGGUAUGUUUUACGUGUAUGAUAAAGUCGAGAAAUUAUUGGAAUUGGCCUUAAAAAUGUGGUUGAUCACUCGCUCACUUGUUUGAUAAAAGAAACCGCUAUAAAUAAUAACACCAUAGCAUUUUAAACAAUAUCA
Messenger RNA from Benincasa hispida (wax gourd), 2863 nucleotides. RefSeq names its product E3 UFM1-protein ligase-like protein. The record is from RefSeq and is a predicted model, not a curated record. Gene Ontology annotation, biological process: protein K69-linked ufmylation; regulation of proteasomal ubiquitin-dependent protein catabolic process; response to endoplasmic reticulum stress. Lineage: Eukaryota; Viridiplantae; Streptophyta; Magnoliopsida; Cucurbitales; Cucurbitaceae. Gene Ontology annotation, cellular component: endoplasmic reticulum membrane. Gene Ontology annotation, molecular function: UFM1 ligase activity.